AUGGAAUUCAGCUCCUGGCCGGCAGUCGACAGCUUGCGAGUUGCCCCGCUAGACAUUCGUGGGCGCCACAAGUGGAUGUUCCAGAGACGAGGCAUUCCGUCUCACGGUUUUCAUGGCGUGCACACCGCUCGCCGCAGGGCCUGGUACUGGUGGUGCCGUUCUUGUCUACUGGCUUGUGGCCUGGGCGUCUCUUUUGGGAUGAUGGCACCCCUUACACUUUUCCAAACUAUGUUGCACAGGACGUCUCCGCCUUUGACAAGCCUUGAGCUUCUCAAGAGGAGGCCCUCCGGUCGGGGCUGCAGCAUCAGCAGGAAAGCAUUCAAGGCAUCGUCCACAGAUGUCUCGACCGACAAUGCGCAACGUAGAGACGAGGAUUUCUUGGCUCGUGUACAUGGCCUCGCCAAAGAGGCGCUGACGUGGCCCCAUCUCACGGAGGAGUUGAAGUUGAUGUGGGCAGCGGCACUGCAGACUGACACUGUACCUCUUCAGGAGUUGCCUCCCUGGUUCUGGGAGCGACAGAACCUCUCGCGCCGCAGCAUGGGUAUUGACCUCAUCAGCCUUGAUGCACAGCAAGCGGUGCUGUGCCGCAAUUCGGACAUCAAUUGCUCUGUACUUCACUGUGACAUCAAGCGCUUUCUGCGCACCGCCAGAUGGGUUUGCAAGGUCGAAGAUAUUCUCCUGCUCACCAACCGGGGCACGAAGCUGCAGGCCGAAUCCGAGCGGUGGCUCCGAAAAUAUGGUGCAAAGCACCGAACCAUCAGCAAGACCGAGAUCCGCAGGCUGUCAGCCAGCAUUCCACAACCACACGGCGGCUUUCCCGAGGCAACCGUGCAGCCUUUGUGGCCUUGCCAGCAGGCUUGUUUGGAUGCAUGUGCGAAGGGGGCUCGAGUGAUUGAGAUGGCUUGCGGCACGGGAAAGACGCGAGUUAUCCGGGAGCUGACUCAGAACGUCUCCGGCAAGGUGUUGAUCACCGUGCCUUCGCGCUUGUUGCUGGAGCAGUUUGCAGCCGAUUUCCCCAGCUUCUGCAAGGUGGGGACUGGCUACAACAACCGCAUCAAUAGGUGUGCUUCCGGCUUCAUCGCAGUGACGGAUUCUGUAAACCUCCUCCAAGAUUGUCGAUUCAAAGCUGUCUUCGUGGAUGAGGCUCACCAUCCGUUGCCUUCUGAAAUGCCUGAAUGUGAGGAGCUCUUCCUUUUCUCAGCAACUCAUUCGAUGGAGACAGACUACGAGUAUGGCAUGGGACAAGCUAUCCAGGAAAGGGUCCUGUGCGACUAUGAUCUCACAGUGCCGAUAAUCACCGAGGGUCAUCCAUAUUCGAGCCUUGCGAGGCUUCUCCACACGAGCCAGGGUCGCUUCAGGAGGGUGCUGGCCUACUGCAACUCUGUAGCUGAAGCUAAGCGAGCACAGCAGGUCUUCGCGACCUGUGAUAUAGCUGUCUGGCACAUCAAUUCAGACACCAGUCGACUGAAGAGGCAAAGCGUCAUUCAAGAGUUCUCAGGCGACCUGCAGCGACCGGUCCAUGUCCUUGUGACAGUUCAGGUGUUGGGCGAAGGUGUGAACAUCCCCAACGCAGAUACCUGCAUGUUCGUGCAGCCACGCAACAGCUACACCAGCAUAGUUCAAGCGGUUGGCCGUAUCUUGCGACAGCACAUUUGCAAACCCAUGGCUCAUGUCAUUCUUCCAGCAGUGGCUGUGUUCUCCAAGGAACCCCUAGCUGCUUGUGAGUCGAACACCGGAGGAGGUCGCUUGUCAGAACCGGAUAUUUUCCGGAGUGCCACCCAGACUGAAUCGCAAGCUGCUCCUGAAUUUGCUGCAGAGCGGCGUGCGAACCGCCAGGCGAGCAUUGAUGCCACAGAGCCGAUAUCUGCAUUUCUCGGUCAAUCCAAAAAGCUGGGCAGCAGUGAAAGCAAGGCAAGUUCAGAAGUCUUUGCCUUCCCACGUGCAGCCGAGAAGCAGAGGCGAAGCUUUCGUCAGGCAGGCGUUGCUUCAGAAAGUGUAAACCUCGGCAACAAAGUUCGUCAUGAUUCAUGGGUCGCUGGUCCUGACGCCAAAUGCCGGAAUUGCAGGCCGCCUGUGAAACAAGGCGACACAUCUGGCACCAUCAUCAAGCGCAGGGUUCUCCAAAAAAGGAGGUUGAAGCUCUCUAGCGCCACGUGUAUGCAGAUGGGUGACGUGUACGGCUCGCAGCUCGACCGUUUUUUGUCCAUCAUCGCUCAUGCUGACAGCGGCCUUGCCAGCUGCUCGAGCUCCUUGCGCUUCCGCCUCGGCUUUGUGGACUGCAGAGCCUCGGUAAAUUCCAACAUCAUGAGCGUCACUCAAGAAGUCAUGUACAGGCUGGAGACUCUGCUGCAUAACACCGAUCGUUGGGAUGGUCGCUUUGAAGAAAUGCAAAGCUUCGUCCAAAACUAUGGGCGACUUCCGACCAAUAUGGACAAGGAGCAGAGGUCGCUAGUCAAUUGGAUUAAGAACACGGGGGCGAGGUCGAAACAGGGCAAGUUGCCAGCGCACAGGCUCCAAAAGUUUCUUGACUCGCCGUUCCCAGCCAUACGGAAGCGAGCAGCUGCUUGGCAAGAUCCCACUGUCCGUUUCAGGAGUUUCUGCAACAGGUUGCGGGACUAUGUUUUGAAGUUCCAGGUCGUUCCAAGGACACCCCCACUUCUGGGCUCAGCAGAUGAUGCUGAAGGCAAGACAUUGGCAGUUUGGCUGCAAGGGCAAAGGAGAACGGUGAGAACACUGCUCCACAGCAGCUUCAGUCGAACACGGGCAGACGCAGCUUUUAGGAGAGAUGCGAUCGCGGCUCUGCAUCCCCUGGUUGCCGACUGUGUCGAGUCAUGGAAGAAGCCCAUGAGCUUGAGGUCUCGCAAGGAGUCGGAGAAAAGAUGGAGAGAAGUUGUCGCAUUCGUCAACCGGACAGACAGCAUUCCGAAGUCCAAUCAAGGCAAACUGCAGAAUCGUUUGUUUCAGCGGCUGGUAAGGCUGAGACAUCGGUUGCAUUGGCUGGCGGGAGAGGAGCAGCACAAGAUCUUGAAUUCUCACCGGCGCAUCACCGACUUCAUGAACAAGCGUUUCUAA
Symbiodinium sp. CCMP2456 is the source of this 3072-nucleotide messenger RNA. NCBI's taxonomy places the organism in Eukaryota, Dinophyceae, Suessiales, Symbiodiniaceae. The record is from the annotation of a GenBank genome assembly.